AAAGGCUCCCAUUAUCUCUCAUUUAUUUUUUGCUGAUGAUGUGCUGUUAUUUUGUGAAGCUGAUAGUAAACAUGCCUCAUUGAUUCAGAAUUUUCUGCUAGAAUAUGGGUUAGGGUCAGGUCAAAGAAUCAAUAUGGAUAAAUCUUCCAUUUUCUUCUCCAAGAACACAACUAUUAAUAUUAGGAAUGUGAUCUGUAGUUCUUUUGUUGGGAUUUCUUGUGUAAAAAGCACUAAAUAUUUAGGACUACCAUUAGGAAUUGGGAGGAAAAAAAAAGAGAUUUUCAGAUAU
Messenger RNA from Striga hermonthica, 289 nucleotides. NCBI's taxonomy places the organism in Eukaryota, Viridiplantae, Streptophyta, Magnoliopsida, Lamiales, Orobanchaceae. The record is from the annotation of a GenBank genome assembly.